AUGUGUCUUCCAAGGAUUAUACUAUGUCUCAUAACACUCCUUCGGCUUGCGUCUUCCAAAAGAUGUGUCAUGUACCUUACGGGACAACAUGACGUAGUUCCGGACUUAUCUCUCGUUUCAGAUGUGACCCACGUCGCUCUAGCUUUUAUGUCUUCAUCCAUAUUCAAUACCCCAGAUGCAUCCACAUGGCCGCUAUUCACUAGCGUUGAGCGUGUCCGUGAAAAGUUUCCCGUAGACACAGCCGUCAUGGUUGCCAUUGGCGGCUGGGGUAACACGGAUGGGUUUUCUGCAGCUGCUGCAAGUGACGAGAGUAGAAAGCUGUUUGCUUCUAAUAUCCAGAGAAUGGUCAACCAGACCGGGGCAGAUGGUGUCGACAUUGAUUGGGAGUACCCUGGUGGAAACGGAGAAGACUACAAGCAAAUUUCGAACUCCAAAAAGAAGUGGGAAAUUGAUGCAUAUCCCAAGUUGGUCGCAGAAAUUCGGACAGCGCUCGGCCCAGACAAGUUGAUAUCAGCCGCCGUACCUGGACUGCGACGAGACAUGAUAGCUUUUACCAAUGAGAACAUCGCAGCUCUCAGUGACUCGUUAAACUUUUUCAAUAUUAUGACUUAUGAUCUGAUGAACAGGCGGGACAACAUUACGAAGCAUCACACAGGUAUACAACUAUCCUUGGAUGCAAUUGAUGCGUACCUCGAAAAUGGUCUCGCUCCUGAAAUGGCCAAUCUUGGGCUUGCCUUUUAUGUCAAGUGGUUUAAAACUAGCCCCGAUGGAGGCUGUUCAAAGAAUCCUAUUGGAUGCAAAACUAUACUGAUGGAAGACCCGACAACUGGUGCUGACCUCGGACAAGCAGGUGCCUUUUCCUGGCAUGACUCGGUUCCAUUGGAACUAAAAGAUUCGUUCGACCGAGCUUUAGGAAACGGUCGAUAUGAUCCAAGGGGUGGUGGCCAUUACUUUUGGGACAAGACGGAGAACAUUUUUUGGACGUGGGAUACUCCGGAUGCGAUCGCAGAAAAGGUUCCAUCUCUUGUAGGUCGGAAACAACUCGGUGGUGUUUUUGCUUGGGGGUUGGGCGAGGAUGCUCCGGACUUCAAAAACUUGCAGGCUUUGACGACAGGUUAUCAAAGCAUCUACGAGGAACCUGGCCAAGGAGCUACCGUUCAUCCGCCUGAAAAACCGUCAACACCGGGUGGCCAGUCGAGAGACGAGCUAUAA
Molecule: messenger RNA, 1212 nt
Organism: Talaromyces rugulosus
Lineage: Eukaryota; Fungi; Ascomycota; Eurotiomycetes; Eurotiales; Trichocomaceae
Exons: 4
Coding region: 1-1212 (403 amino acids)
Biological process (GO): chitin catabolic process; carbohydrate metabolic process
Cellular component (GO): extracellular region
Molecular function (GO): chitinase activity; chitin binding
Source: RefSeq, a predicted model, not a curated record